Messenger RNA from Colletotrichum lupini, 981 nucleotides. Its product is annotated as kelch repeat protein. The record is from RefSeq and is a predicted model, not a curated record. The coding region runs from base 1 to 981 and encodes 326 amino acids. The transcript is spliced from 4 exons. Lineage: Eukaryota; Fungi; Ascomycota; Sordariomycetes; Glomerellales; Glomerellaceae.
AUGACAUCCACCCCCAAACAUGGACCGAAACUCGAAAAGCAGGCCAUAUGGCGCGACCCAUCCUCAAACGGGUUCUACGUUUGGGGCGGCACGGUAGUCUACUCCGACACACCCCCGGCAAAAGAGUUAUGGCACUUCGAAGUGGAUGGCAAUGGUGGCGGAACCUGGACGCAGGUCACCCCGGCGAGCGUCGUCGCUUUCAGCAAGCUCACCCGCACCACAGAAGCCUAUUUAACGCAGAGCAAAGAUGUGGGAUACUACUUUGGCGGCUUCCUCUAUGGCGGCAUGAGCACCGCGACCGGCAGCGUCUCUGGCGACGUCUACGUCCUGAGCUUACCCGGAUUUGUCUUCUUCAAGGCAGCAGGCUCGUCGGCCAUUCGGGCGGACCAUGCACCGGAUCCCUGGAGGCUCGGGUUGGGCAUCUCUGAUAUGACGGAGAUGCGCUGGUCUGACGGGUAUGAUUACCAGGCAACAACGUACGAGUCGUCGGACGCGGUCAAACGAUGUGAGCGUGACUUUAAUUCAGAAUGUGUGUCUAUAUCUCAAGAUAUUGACCAAGCAGCAGCGGCGCCCACCAACUCGACCUCGGAUCCUUCACCUACUGAACAGUCCAAUGCGGGCAGCGCAACUUCGACUCCGCAAGGUUCUAAGCCAUCCAAUCCGCCUAUCGGUACCAUCGUAGGUGCCGUUGUGGGCGGUGUUGUAGGCCUUGUCCUCGUAAUUUGUCUCGUAGUGUUCUUCCUGAGGAGGAAACGAUACCAGGCGGCGCCGCAGCAGGAGACAGGCGGAACGCCUCCAGAGUACGAGAAGCCUGGCAGCGCGCAAUAUGGAUACAAUGGACCGGCCGGGAUCAAUGCGCUACACGAAGGUUAUACCGACCACUUCAACCCCGUCGAGUUACCCGCAGAACAUGGUGCUGCGGAGCUUAGCUCCACGCAUGGCAGGUAUGAACUCGGCCAGACGGUGGCGAGGCCGUCCUAA